GUGUCAAACUACAAGUGGAACACCACAAGAAAUCGCAAAAUUGCUAAUUGUACUCGUAUACACAUUGUUGCUGCCCACUUCCCCUUGAUCUCUUUCGGUUUCGGAAGCUCCAUAGGAAGCCCACAAACAGAGACACAUACACGGGAAGACAGACACAGACACAGACACAGACACAGCGCGGUAAGUCAUCGUCGAUGCCAAUUUUCAGAGAAUUGCUUCUCCGAAAGCCCGACCCAAAUUUUGAAACUUUUUUCACAUAAUUAUUCUGGGGUUGCAAGCACUGAAUUUCUGGUGAAUUUCCGGGUGAAUCGGAGUCGUAGGUGUUCUUGGAGUUUGAUCUGAUCGAUGCUCGAUCUGUAGGUGUUCCAACUGGAGCGGCUCUUUCAAUUAGGAUUUUUGCUUCUUCGAAGCAGUUCCCAUCGCAGCAAUGGACCAUGCUGAGCUUACCACCGAACAGGUUCUGAAGAGGGACAUUCCAUGGGAGACGUACAUGACUACAAAGUUGAUUACUGGAACAUGCCUUCAGCUGUUAAGGCGCUAUGAUAAUAGAUCAGAAAGUUACAGAGCACAGUUGCUGGAUGAUGAUGGUCCAGCUUAUGUUCGGGUUUUUGUUAGCAUUUUACGAGAUAUUUUUAAGGAGGAAACAAUAGAAUAUGUACUGGCAUUAAUUGACGAAAUGCUUACAGGUAACCCAAAAAGAGCUAGAUUGUUCCAUGAUAAGUCACUAGCCAGUGAGGAUACUUAUGAGCCUUUCUUAAGAUUGCUUUGGAAAGGUAAUUGGUUCAUACAAGAGAAGAGCUGUAAGAUACUUGCUUUGAUAGUAAGUGCCAGGCCAAAACCUCAAGAUGGCAUUGUAGCAAAUGGGGAAGCCUCAAAUUCAAAGCAAAAGUUCACCACUAUCAAUGAUGUAUUGAAAGGAUUAGUAGAAUGGCUUUGUGCACAGCUUAAGAAGCCUUCCCAUCCCAGUCGCGGUGUCCCAACAGCCAUCAAUUGCCUUGCAGCAUUACUGAAGGAACCUCUAGUUAGAUCUUCCUUUGUUCAAGCAGAUGGAGUUAAGUUGCUCAUUCCCUUGAUUUCUCCAGCAUCCACCCAACAGUCUAUUCAGCUUCUUUAUGAAACAUGUCUAUGUGUGUGGCUCUUAUCCUACUACGAACCUGCAAUUGAUUACUUGGCUACAUCUAGAGCCCUUGCACGACUCAUAGAUGUUGUCAAAAGCUCCACAAAGGAAAAGGUUGUCAGAGUUGUUGUCUUGACCCUUAGGAAUUUGCUUUCCAAAGGGACGUUUGGUGCUCAAAUGGUGGACCUUGGACUGCUACAAAUUGUACAGAGUUUGAAAGCACAAGCGUGGAGUGAUGAGGAUCUUCUGGAAGCUCUGAAUCAACUGGAAGAGGGGCUGAAGGAUAACAUCAAGAAAUUAAGCUCUUUUGACAAGUAUAAGCAAGAAGUCCUCCUUGGCCAUCUUGAUUGGUCUCCAAUGCACAAAGAUGCAAUAUUCUGGCGUGAAAAUAUUAACAAUUUUGAAGAGAAUGAUUUCCAGAUUCUGAGGGUUCUAAUUACAAUCUUGGAUACAUCCAGUGAUCCAAGGGCUUUGGCAGUUGCUUGCUUUGAUCUUUCGCAGUUCAUCCAGCACCAUCCAGCUGGGCGAAUCAUAGUGACAGACCUCAAGGCCAAGGAGCGGGUGAUGAAACUGAUGAUUCAUGAGAAUGCUGAAGUGACCAAAAAUGCACUAUUAUGUAUUCAGAGGCUUUUCUUAGGUGCAAAGUAUGCAAGCUUUUUGCAGGCCUAGAAUUAAUUAGUCAAUUUGGCGGUGCAGCUUCCAUGACAUAAAAGAAAGGGCGUAUUUAUUCAUGAAUUUGAGUUGUGGAGUGGAGUCAGUGUUGGCUCUCCCAUGAUGUAGAUGUUCUCUAUAUGUGACUUGUGUUGGAGAAAAUUCAUUUUCAUUAUGUAGGGCUCGCCCUUUUCUCGUAUUUUUUGCUUUGUCAAAACGGUUGUGGAAAUUACAUUUGUUCUAUUCACUUGUGGAAUAUCAUAUUGUGGGAAUUAAAGUUAUUAAAAUAAUAAUAAUAAAGAAAAUAAGGUGUUCUUUUGUGA
Molecule: messenger RNA, 2091 nt
Organism: Ziziphus jujuba (common jujube)
Lineage: Eukaryota; Viridiplantae; Streptophyta; Magnoliopsida; Rosales; Rhamnaceae
Product: V-type proton ATPase subunit H
Exons: 11
Coding region: 428-1786 (452 amino acids)
Biological process (GO): proton transmembrane transport
Cellular component (GO): vacuolar proton-transporting V-type ATPase, V1 domain
Molecular function (GO): protein binding; heme binding; proton-transporting ATPase activity, rotational mechanism
Source: RefSeq, a predicted model, not a curated record